CACAAAGACAGCACAAUUAGCACUCUUUGCUUGAUCUGAGUAUAUGCACUCGCUCCUUAUUUUGCUGGAUUCGAAAUGGUUGUAUGUGGUACUUACACUCUUCUUAUUAGAAGGGAUGUGGUGCCAAGGGUGUUUGGAGCAAGAGAGAAUUGCUCUACUACAACUCAAGUCUUUCUUCAAUGAUCCUUGGGGUUUGAGAAAUUGGGGGAGAGGAAAGGAAAAUUCAGAUUGUUGUCGAUUGGAAAGGGUUGAGUGCAACCCCUCCAGUGGACGAGUUAUCAAACUCCAUCUUGAUGACGUGUCUGGUUGGCAUAACUCAUAUCUUAAUGCCUCUUUGUUUCUCCCAUUUGAGGAACUGAAGAGUCUCAAUUUGGCUGAGAAUGGAAUAAAUGGUUUCGUUGAAAAUGAAGAUUUCCAUAGGCUUUCAAAGUUGAGCAAUUUGGAAUUCCUUGACUUGAGUUGGAAUGACUUCAAUAGCAAAAUUUUGUUCUCUUUGAGUGAGCUUUCAUCUCUCAAGUCUCUAAAUCUUGCAGGCAACCACUUUCAAGUGUCAAACCAUACUAAUGGUUUUAAAAGGCUUUCUAAGUUGAGGAGUUUGGAGAUCCUUGAUCUAAGUGACAAUGACUUGAAUAAUGGUAUCUUAACAUCUUUGAGUGAUUUUCUAUCUCUUAAAUCUCUAAAUCUAGCCAACUGCAACUUAAUGAUAGCAUCAAAUCACAAGGAGGGUUUCAUGAGGUUUUCUAAUUUGAGAAAUCUGAAAAUCCUUGAUCUUAGUGGCAAUGACUUAAAUAUUAAUAUCUUAACAUCUUUGGGUGAGCUUCCAUCUCUCAAGUCUUUGAGUUUGAGAGGCUGCAACUUAAUGAUAGCAUCAAACCAUAGAGACGGAGCUGAUUUUGAAAAGCUGUCAGGAUUUCGCCAUCUGGAAUUUCUCGACUUAAGUGAUAAUAAGGACUUGAACAACAACAUUCUAUCAUACUUAAAUGAACAAAAUUUGAGGUUUGUCCAUCUAGAGGUCCUUGAUUUGAGUUAUAAUUUCUUCAACAAUAGUGUGCUAUCUUUCGUCAACGAAUUUUCAAAUCUAAAAUCUCUGAAUAUAGAAGAUAAUAAUCUAAGAGGAUUGGUAGAUGUCACAAAAUUUGAUGCUUUAAGAUGCUUAGAAGAGCUAGAAAUGAGCUACAAUGAACUCAACCAAUUUGUUUCCACUAAUGCAAAUACAAGCUUUAGCAAAUUAAAAACUCUUUAUCUUGAUGGAAUAUUUCCUGAGAAAAGCAGUGUGCCAGCACAGUUAUCACUAGAGGCAUUCCCAUCACUUAAGAGACUCUAUUUGGCAUCUAACUAUCAUCUAAACCAAACCAUGUUUAUUCAAACUUCGCAAGUUUUGAGCAAUCUAGAGGAACUUUUCUUGGAUCAGUCCCCUCUUAGCAUAAACUUUCUGCAAAAUAUUGGUGCAUUGAGUUCUCUUAGGUCAAUAUCUCUAAGAAAUUGUGGAUUCAUAGGAAACUUACCAACUCAAGGUUGGUGUGAUUUGAAGAAUCUUGAAGAGAUGGAUCUUUCUAUAAAUGAAUUGGUAGGGAUACUACCUUCUUGCUUGGCUAACUUGACAUCUCUUCGACUUUUGGAUAUCUCCCAAAAUCUAUUCAUUGGAAAUGUUGCGUCUUCUCCCCUAAUUAAUCUUAUUUUGCUCCGAUAUCUCUCAAUUUCUACUAAUAAAUUUCAAGUUCCAGAUUCCUUCAAGUCAUUUGCAAACCAUUCCAACCUUAAAGUCUUCUUGAGUGAUUUCAAUCAAUUGGUUCCAGAACAUGAUCAUGUUCAAACAAGGGUUCCCAAGUUCCAGCCAAGAGUCCUUAGUUUGUCAAACUGUAGGGCAAAUGAGGAACUCACUAAACCUCCUAGCCUUCUCUAUUACCUAUAUGACUUGAGAUAUGUUGAUCUUUCAUUUGACCAAUUUAUGGGAGCCUUACCUUAUUGGUUGUUUGAAAAUGAUACGAGAUUACACGUUGCUAUUAUGAAGAACAAUUCUUUCAUGGGUUCUUUCCACUUGCCAUCACAACCUAAUCUUGAUGUUCAGGAAAUAGAUAUUUCAAAUAACCAAAUACAAGGUGAAAUCCCAUUAAAUAUCAGUAUGAUUUUUCCAUAUUUAACAUGGUUAUUCCUGUCUGGAAAUCGCUUUGGAGGAAGAUUUUCCAAGUGGUUGGUUAGUAUGAACUCUUUAGAACAUUUAGACUUGUCUAGCAACCAGUUCUCUGGAACAUUACCAAAAGAGUUUGUUACGGGAAGAUCAUUAUUUCAUCUUAGACUUUCAAAUAACAACUUGAUUGGGAAAAUACCUCCUAGUGUAUUUAAGUCUCAAUCAUUGGGUAUAUUGUAUCUGGACAGAAACAAUUUUGAAGGAGAGAUAUCCAAUAUCCACUUUUCUAGGGCCUCAUAUCUAAGCAUAUUGGACAUUAGCAACAACAAUUUGUCAGGAAAGCUUCCAAGAUGGACAAAGAAUCUCCUUGGUUUGUUUGAAUUGGAUUUAUCCAACAAUCACUUUGAUGGUUCAAUUCCAGAGGAAUUUUGCUAUAAUGCUAACCUUCGGCUUCUCGACCUAUCUCACAACAAUUUAUCUAGGUCUCUACCACAUUGCUCUAGUCCAUUCUCACUAUACAUAUCACAUAUCUAUUUGAGCAAAAAUAGACUAAAUGGUCUUCUAACACAUUCAUUCUUGAACAUCUCUUCAUUGAAGAUACUAGAUCUUGGAGAAAACAGGCUUUCUGGAAGCAUUCCAAAAUGGAUCAGCAACCUUUCUUCCUUGAGAAUCUUGCGUCUAAAAGGUAAUCUCUUUUUUGCUGAAAUUCCGAAUGAAAUAUGUGAGUUGGACCAGCUACGAAUCAUGGAUUUGUCUAAUAAUCAACUUUCUGGUCAUAUACCUUCUUGUUUGGGACAUUUAAUUGGCGCCCCAAAUUCAUUUUCAUCAUGGAGUCUUAUUAUCGAAUCUUCAACAUUUAACCUUGACACAUCAACAGAAAUGGAAGCUAGAUUAAUGGAAGAGGUACAAACACCAUUGGGUAGCCAUAUACAAGAUUGGAUAGAACUUGUUACCAAGUGGUGGUCUUACACUUAUGAAGGCAACAUUCUUGAUUACAUGUCUGAAAUUGAUCUCUCUUGCAACCAAUUAACAGGCUUAAUCCCACUUGCAAUGGGAAACUUAAGUGACAUUCAUUCACUUAACUUGUCCCAUAACAACUUAACAGGACCCAUACCUUCUACCUUCUCAAAUUUGAAACAACUUGAGAGCUUGGACCUUUCUUUCAAUGAUUUGAAUGGUGAGAUUCCAUCUCAACUUACUGAGCUAAACUCUUUGGCAGUUUUUAGUGUUGCACACAACAAUCUUUUAGGUCCUAUCCCAUAUGGAAAAGGACAAUUUGGAACCUUUGACAACAACAGUUACAAGGGAAACCCGCUCCUUUGUGGACCUCCAUUGGAAAAAAGUUGCAAGGAAACUAAUGCACAACCAAAGUCCUAUACAUAGAUCCAUAUUGGCGACGAGCAUGGUUUUAUUUGAUUGAGAGGUGUGUCACCAAUUGCUACUAUUUAAUCUUGGAUAAUAUUCUAAGAUUCUAGUGUUGUAAUAAUGUAACUAAUUUAUGUCUGUUAGGAUGUACUUUCAUCCAUGCCAGGUUUUAAUAAUGCAAUUCAGUUUUC
Messenger RNA from Rubroshorea leprosula, 3684 nucleotides. The record is from the annotation of a GenBank genome assembly. Lineage: Eukaryota; Viridiplantae; Streptophyta; Magnoliopsida; Malvales; Dipterocarpaceae.